CUUGUUGGCAAGGUCUUCGGGAUCCAAUUUGACAGAAUAUAGAAGGCAUGAAUGACAACAAUGUACCUUGGUUAGUACAAUUCUAGUUGAGGUGGUUUACAAUGCUAACUAGCUAGCUCCAUAUCUACCAGGUAAAGUAGAAUUACAUGACUAACGUUAGCUAGCGCUGGUUGCCAUAUUAAAAACGAAAAUAAUACACAAACGUUAGCUAGUAGUUAGCUUGUUAACGUUAGUUAAUUCACAAUGGCUUGUGUCGAUGUGAGUAUGCUUUAACGUUAGUUAUCUAUCUAACGUUAUGGCUGCAAUUAGUUAACGUUAGCUAGCUAACGCGUUAAAUACAAUACAUGAAUGGCAAUAUACUGCCACUGGUAAUUAUUUUGGCUAGUUAGUUAGCUAACAUAUGGAUUGCAAGCAACCGAGUUGAUUAUUUGUAAACUACCGAAACUAGCUAACUUUAGCCAAAACAAUCAACAUUUAAAGCAGAUGGUGUACUGAAACUAACGUAGUUAUGCUAACGUCGUUAGCCAUCUAGCUAGCCAAAUACACAAGAGACCGGUAUUAACUAAAGUUAGCCAUAUGAACUAUAGUAAAAGGCCUUACUUACGUGGGGUGCAUGGCGUUAGCUAUAUCGAACACAUGUUAAAAUAGAUAAUAGUUCAAUAUAAUAAAAACUCACCAUUUUCUCAGCGCGCACGAAGUUAGCAGAUAUUAUGUGGCUUCGCUGACGGGCUAACUAGCGCGCGCUACUAUACUUGCUAGCGGAGUGUCUAGUCGCAGAGUCCCGGGAAAAGUAAAGACCGGAGAAUGGGGACAGUCGGGAUUUUAGUUUUGAAAUAACCACUUACUCCUUUCCAUUAUUUGCCUAUCCCAGCGAGGCUCAAAUGUUACACAUCUGUUUGUUUAUUAACCUUGUUUUACUCGGUCGUUUCCCCCCCACUGCGGACAUAUGUUGCUAGUUUUACGUACUAUUUUAAUAUUCUGAAGAAUUUACGCCAAAUUUAUCCAUAAAUGCGUUCACAAGCUACACAUUUAGCGUAUGCGAUGACAGAGCAUGUUCAGAGUGUUUGCACGUUUUCAUAUCCGGAAUUACGUCACGACCACUUUCUCUGGAAUAGCUUCCGAAAAUAUAGCGGCAUUAUAUAUAUUUUCAAAAACUUGAAAGCAUAACAAACUACUAUGGAUAGUUUGUCAAAACUGUAAAGUUGAAGUGCACGUAGACCAUGUAACCAUUUAGACAUCUCACAUUAGUGUGGACGGCUUGCUAGCUUCUUUCUGGACAUAGCUACUGCUAGCUGCCUAGCUAGCUAUGUGCCAUGGUUGUUCUCAGAGAUGGCAUGUGUCCUGGAUUGAGUGAAGAAUUGGUUGUGGCUUUACGAGCAGCAGACAUUACAACAGUGGAAGAUCUGGUGUCAUCAGAUACAGAAGACCUUGCUCAAAAAUGUUCCGUGUCCUAUAAGGCCCUGCUGGCUAUACGCAGAGUGCUCCUUGCCCAGCACACAGCAUUCCCUGUAUCAGGUGCUGAUCUAUAUGAAGACCUGCUGAGUUCAACAUCCAUCCUCUCCACAGGCAAUCCUAGUCUAGAUAAGCUUCUAGACUCUGGCUUGUACACAGGAGAGCUCACAGAGUUGGCAGGAGGCCCUGGAAGUGGAAAAACCCAGGUGUGUUUUGGUGUUGCGGUGAAUAUAUCUUACCAACUGAAGCAGAGAGUCAUAUAUGUUGACUCAACAGGAGGACUGUCGGCAAGUCGCUUGCUUCAGAUGCUCCAAGCGAAGUCGUGCAAUAUAGAAGAACAGUUCUUACCCGUUGUUGUGCAGAUGAAGGCUCUUCAGAGAAUCCAGGUCUUUCCGGUGUUUGACAUUUUCUCGUUACUCGGCUGUCUACAUCAUUUUCGAUGCGUUGGACUUCAGCAGGCAUCUGCGGGUGGCGGCUCAGUCAAAGCUGUAAUUGUGGAUUCAGUGUCAGCAGUUAUUUCUCCCAUACUGGGGGGCAAACAAAAUGAAGGCAUGUCCAUGAUGAUGCAAGUGGCAGGGCUGUUGAAGACAAUCGCCAAAGACUUCAAUGUAGCCGUUCUGGUGACAAACACUGUGACCAGAGACGGCAAUGGGCAGCUGAAAGCCGGACUGGGCCAAACGUGGAGUCACGUACCUAGAAUUCGGAUUCUACUGCAACGGCUCGAGAGGCCGGGAUCUACUUGUUCUAGCGUACGCACUGCCACUUUGGCCAAGUCCUCAAGACAGCCUUGUCAUCUGAAAGAAGAGUUUGACUUGCAGUGCUGGGGCAGGUCUGAAGAACAGCUGUAUGGAAUAUCAGGAAAGAGGAAGCUGGAGAACACUGAGCCCAGCUAGGCCUCAACAUCCAUGGUGGUGCUCAUUAGGUAUCAAAUGGAAGAAAACUGACAAACGGAGAAAAGGAUAUUCAAACCAGUUUAUUUUAAACAUUAGCACAUCAAAAAGGUAUUGUGUGAAUUAAAGGAUAUUUCUGACAUCA
Oncorhynchus gorbuscha (pink salmon) is the source of this 2487-nucleotide messenger RNA. It is a transcript of the gene rad51d, whose product is annotated as RAD51 paralog D. Gene Ontology annotation, biological process: reciprocal meiotic recombination; double-strand break repair via homologous recombination; DNA strand invasion. The record is from RefSeq and is a predicted model, not a curated record. Gene Ontology annotation, molecular function: four-way junction DNA binding; ATP binding; ATP-dependent DNA damage sensor activity. Bases 1314 to 2345 code for a protein of 343 amino acids. NCBI's taxonomy places the organism in Eukaryota, Metazoa, Chordata, Actinopteri, Salmoniformes, Salmonidae. The transcript is spliced from 10 exons. Gene Ontology annotation, cellular component: centrosome; replication fork; Rad51B-Rad51C-Rad51D-XRCC2 complex.